Messenger RNA from Rotaria sp. Silwood1, 516 nucleotides. NCBI's taxonomy places the organism in Eukaryota, Metazoa, Rotifera, Eurotatoria, Philodinida, Philodinidae. The record is from the annotation of a GenBank genome assembly.
AUGACAGAAAUUCAUCAACAAAACAAUAUAAAAUCAUCUUUAGUCAAAAAAUCUCAUCGUUGUGCCAAGGCUAAAUGUAAUCGUUCAUUGCCACGGAGUCAUCCGAUAUCAUAUAGUAAUGGUUUAUGUGAACGACAUUUUUUUUCAAUUGAUCUUUCAUCAAGUGAUGAUGAUGAUGAUGAUAAUGAUAAUGAUAAUGAUGAUACUAAUAGUAAUAAUCAUAAAUUAAUUGUUGAAUCAAAAUUAUUGUCGAAAGAAAAUCACAUAAAUUCAACGAAUAAUCAAUAUCAACCAUUACGAGGUGAUAUUCGAAAGACACGUGAAAUUUUUGAUGGUCAUCAAUGGUGUAUUGUUGAACAAGUGAUUGAUUAUGUAUCAUCAACAAUGAAUAAAGAUAACAUCAAUUUGAUGACAACAAAAACACAUCAUGAAGAGAAUUUAUUACAAAUUCUUCGUUUAUUAUCAAAUUAUCAAACUGUUAGAGAUGAAUUAAAAAAACAACAACAAAAUAAUUAG